ACAGUUAGAACUGUCCCCGAUAACUCGCACUGAUCAGAGAUUCAGAGCUGACCACGGCAACAUCAGAAAUGGCGGCUCUUCUCUUCUCGUUCACUGCUCUGCUGCUGCUGAGAGGGUCCUCUGUUCAUAGCCAAGGGCUGCAGAUCGGAUUCUACGACUCCUACUGUCCUGACGCCGAGGAUAUCGUGAGGUCGACUGUCGAACAGUACUACGACAAGGAUGCCACCACCGCCCCUGCCUUGCUCAGACUCCAUUUCCACGACUGCUUCGUUCAGGGGUGUGAUGCGUCAGUCUUGAUUUCUGGAGCGUCCUCUGAGAGGAGUGCGCCGCAAAAUUUUGGUCUGAGGGGGUUCGAGGUGAUAGAUGACGCUAAAUCCCAGCUGGAGGCCGUGUGCCCAGGGGUGGUGUCCUGCGCUGAUAUACUGGCUCUCGCCGCACGUGAUGCUGUUGAUCUGACCGGUGGGCCAAGCUGGUCAGUGCCACUGGGGAGAAGAGACGGCAGAAUUUCACUAGCUUCCGGUGCUAAGGCCUUGCCUUCUCCUGCUGAUCCUGUGUCUGUUCAGAGACAGAAGUUUGCUGACCAGGGCCUGUCAGACCAUGAUCUCGUCACAUUAGUUGGUGCCCACACCAUCGGGCAGACGGACUGCCAGUUCUUCAGCUACCGCCUGUUCAACUUCACGGCGACGGGCAACGCGGACCCGACCAUCAGCCAGGCGUUCCUGCCGCAGCUGCGCGCGCUGUGCCCGCCCGGCGGCGACCCGGGGCGGCGGGUGGCGCUGGACAAGGACAGCCCCGGCGCGUUCGACGUGGGCUUCUUCAAGAACGUCCGGGACGGGAACGCCGUGCUGGAGUCGGACCAGCGGCUGUGGAGCGACGCCGCGACGCAGGGCGCCGUGCAGAAGUACGCCGGCAACGUCCGGGGCCUGCUCGGGCUCCGGUUCGCGUACGAGUUCCCCAAGGCUAUGGUGCGGAUGAGCAGCGUCGCGGUGAAGACCGGCGGGCAGGGCGAGGUCAGGAGGAGGUGCUCCAGGAUCAACUGAUGAUCGAGGCGAGGCGCCCUGCUUGCUUCGCGUGGCAGGCGGCAGAGUUGUACCGUGUCCCGGUGUGAACUGGAACUGCUUCGUGUGUUGGCACGUCGUGCUCGGCUGGUGACAAGCAAAUGGCUAGCAUGCAAUCAAUGGUUCUCUACUUCUCUGUUAGUAUUGGCGGCGACCUGUGGUGUAUGUGUGUGUGUGUGUGUGGCUUCUUGCCUGUCACUUUCUUGUUCUGUAUCUGAAGGUAACCUGCAUAAUUCGGCCAACAUCUUGUGCCUAAUCGCUUGCAUGAACUAGAGCAUUCGAGCGGA
This is a messenger RNA of Panicum hallii, 1345 nucleotides long. RefSeq names its product peroxidase 25-like. The record is from RefSeq and is a predicted model, not a curated record. Gene Ontology annotation, cellular component: plasmodesma; plant-type cell wall. The transcript has 4 exons. NCBI's taxonomy places the organism in Eukaryota, Viridiplantae, Streptophyta, Magnoliopsida, Poales, Poaceae. Gene Ontology annotation, molecular function: peroxidase activity; heme binding. Gene Ontology annotation, biological process: response to oxidative stress; hydrogen peroxide catabolic process. Bases 69 to 1040 code for a protein of 323 amino acids.